AUGGAUGAGGAAAUGAUUGAGAUGACCACAGGGUUCGUCUAUGAUGAAUCCGCUGCCCAGUGUGACCAAACGGACGUCUACAAGUUUGGGAAAGUCUACGUACCAAUACUUUAUAGCCUUGUGUUUAUUAUUGGACUACUGGGAAAUCUCCUGGUGGUUUUUACCAUUGUGAAAGGUUGGCAGCAAAAGAGCGUCACUGACAUAUUCCUCUUGAACUUAGCCAUCUCUGAUCUUCUCUUUGUGAUUUCUCUUCCGUUUUGGGGUUAUUACACUGUAUGGGGAUGGAGUCUUGGGAACCUUUCCUGCCCAAUAGUUUCCUCUUUCUAUUCUAUUGGUUUCUUUGGAGGCAUGUUUUUUAUCACCGUCAUAAGCAUUGAUAGAUAUCUGGCAAUUGUCCAUGCAACCAUAUUCAUGAAAGGCAGGACGGCCAGUCAUGGAUUUCUCACUAGCCUGAUAGUAUGGGUACUGGCAAUUUUGUGUGCCGCUCCUCACUUUGUAUUCAUGCAAAAGUUAGAGAAUACGUGCACUUCUCAGUAUCCUCAAAAUCUUGAGGAUACCUGGCCAGUUUUCUGCAAUUUGGAAAUAAACAUCAUAGGAUUUCUUCUCCCGAUGGGCAUCAUGAGCAUUUGCUACCUCAGGAUCAUCAAAACCUUGUUCGCCUGCAAAAACCACAGGAAAAGAAGAGCCAUGAGGCUGAUUUUACAGGUGGUGCUUGUGUUUUUUCUAUUCUGGACCCCACACCAGGUAUCGAUUUUUCUGCAAACAUUAAAAUUUUUCAACAUGUUUGAGAGCUGCAACAUCUUGAGAUAUUUAUAUUAUACUAUGCAUGCAACGGAAACCCUGGCUUUCAGUCACUGUUGUCUUAAUCCAAUAAUCUAUGCUUUCGCCAGUGAAAAAUUUAGAAAGUACCUUUGUCACUUGGUUCUCAAAAGCCUCUCAUUCAUUUGCUUUUGUGGGCCUUGCAGUCACUACCAUGGCAGAGCUCCUGCUUCCCUUACAGAGAACAUCCCGACCAGCAACCAGACACAGAACACAAGUGACCAAGACUGCUCGGUCUUGCUCUGA
Molecule: messenger RNA, 1065 nt
Organism: Euleptes europaea (tarantolino)
Lineage: Eukaryota; Metazoa; Chordata; Lepidosauria; Squamata; Sphaerodactylidae
Product: CX3C chemokine receptor 1-like
Exons: 1
Coding region: 1-1065 (354 amino acids)
Biological process (GO): G protein-coupled receptor signaling pathway; chemotaxis; immune response
Cellular component (GO): membrane
Molecular function (GO): chemokine receptor activity
Source: RefSeq, a predicted model, not a curated record